Molecule: messenger RNA, 1938 nt
Organism: Juglans regia (Persian walnut)
Lineage: Eukaryota; Viridiplantae; Streptophyta; Magnoliopsida; Fagales; Juglandaceae
Product: protein EXPRESSION OF TERPENOIDS 1-like
Exons: 2
Coding region: 707-1747 (346 amino acids)
Biological process (GO): positive regulation of DNA-templated transcription
Cellular component (GO): nucleus
Molecular function (GO): DNA-binding transcription factor activity; DNA binding
Source: RefSeq, a predicted model, not a curated record
AGAGAGAGAGAGAGAGAGAUUUUAGAGCGUUGUUUUGUUCUAUGGACACAAGACGCUCUGCUCAGAGCUGAAAAGCUCAUCUCCUGCAAAGAAAUCAGAGAGAGAGAGAGAGAGAGAGAGAGAGCAAAGAGAUGGGUUGGGAGACUUUAAAUUAAGGCAGCAGAGCGGUGCAGAAAGAGCAUAUAUGGCGGCGUUGCAGAGAAGGGGAGAGAGAGAAAGAGAGUAGCCGUUGAUUCCGCGGCGUUCUUUAAAUGCUUCCUAUUUCCUAAAUUCACUCUGAAGCAGGAAGGAAAGAAAGGGAAUUGUUCAACACAGGCAGCCAUUAACACUGCCAAACACUGACUGAAUUCUGUCUCUCUCUCUCUCUAACCAACUAGGGCUGCAAAUUAAACCCUCCCCCCAACAACAAGCAAACACCACCUCCAGUACCACCACUACACAAACUCACACAAACAUACUCUUUGAGAAAGAAAGGUUAGGUACAGAUUAAGAGAAAUACAUGUACGCUCAUAUACGACACACGCAGAACGAGAAUUCUCAAAGAAAGCCGAGAAGUUACUGGGUAACAGUACGACACCCACCCCCAUCGUUCAAGGCAGGCACAGAACCAUUUCGUAGUUGGGUUCUGAUUUUGCGGUGGGAGUGGAGCUUCUGAUAUGGAUUGUCUGUCACAAUUGAAGUGCGGGUCGGAUUUUGAGGAGGAGCAAUGGCUGGUUUUUUCUCAUUAGGUGGAGGAAGGGGUACCACGAGCAGCAGCCAAGACGAUCGUCAUCGGCAAAGCAGCAACAACCCUCCAACGGAAAUUCCCCAGGAGAGCUUGUUUUGGUACAAAAAUGAUGACCCAGGGUACAAGGGUUUCGAACUAUGGCAACAGCAGGAACAGGUGCUUCUUCAACAUCAGCAACAACAACAGCAACGGCACCACCAACAGCUCCAGCAAGAUCUCUAUGCUUCAGCGGCUGGGUUAGGCGUGGGGCCCAGCCGGAGCUCGAUCAACGUCUCCGAUGAGUCGCCGUCGAGAUCGGCGUUCAUGAUGAUGAGGUCCGCAGGGGGAGGAGGAGGAGGGGUGAGCUGCCAGGACUGCGGGAACCAAGCCAAAAAGGACUGCGUUCACAUGCGGUGCAGGACUUGUUGUAAAAGCCGAGGGUUCGAGUGCCAAACCCAUGUCAAAAGUACUUGGGUCCCAGCUUCCAGACGCCGCGAGCGCCAACAACAACUCGCUGCUAUGCAGCAGCAGCAGCAGCAACAUCAACAACUUCAGCUCCACGGAGUGAAUCCCAAAAGACAGAGAGAGAAUCCUGGCUCUUCCUCUCUUGCCUGCACUCGUUUGCCCACCAGCGCGUCAGGGCUAGAAGUCGGCCAUUUUCCGGCAGAAGUGAAUUCUCCCGCCGUUUUCCGUUGCAUACGAGUGAGCUCCAUUGACGAAGCAGACGAUCAGUACGCGUAUCAGGCGGCUGUGAACAUUGGAGGCCAUGUUUUCAAGGGAACCCUCUAUGACCAAGGCCCCGAAACUAAUUACUCAAUUGCUGGGGAGAGCUCCUCCGGGGGAGGUGGUGGAGUUCAACCUCUUAACCUCAUUGCUGGUGUCACCAAUACCAGCGCCACCACUGCUAGUGGUGGUGGUGGUGGCGGUGCAGACGUGGGUUCUUCUGCCAUGACACUUCUCGAUCCUCCUUCACUAUACCCUGGAGCUCCGCUUAACACUUUCAUGGCUGGUACGCAAUUUUUCCCACCACCUAGAUCUUGAAAAACAGUCCCACAUUCUUCCAUCUCUCUCUCUCUCUCUCUCUCUCUCUCUCUGUGACCAACUUAGUUAAUCUUCACUUUCUCAGCAAUAUUUGAUAAUGUUGUAGUAGUAAAUUUGAUAACCAUUCAAGUAGGAGCUAUUAAUGAAAAAGAAAAAGGGCGACAGGAAACGCGGAAAGCUGUUUGUUUUAA